Molecule: messenger RNA, 2978 nt
Organism: Sphaeramia orbicularis (orbiculate cardinalfish)
Lineage: Eukaryota; Metazoa; Chordata; Actinopteri; Kurtiformes; Apogonidae
Gene: wdcp
Product: WD repeat and coiled coil containing
Exons: 3
Coding region: 242-2464 (740 amino acids)
Molecular function (GO): kinase binding
Source: RefSeq, a predicted model, not a curated record
AAGCAUAAGCAGCUAGAAGUGUUCGUCACCACUGUCUCAGCUCAGGGAAGGGGGAUUAAGGCAUGUACUUGGAAGGAGACACAAGAGAAGCUUUUGCUAUUCUUAAUCUGCAUAGGUAGCAAUAGCUACACCUGUGCAGGUCCCAUUUAGAUUCAGAUGCAGCCUCUACCAUCAAUGGUAACAUUGUGACUCAUACUUUUUCUCCAUUUUUUUCUCGAACAGCCUCUUGACACCCGCCAGGAUGGAUCUUGGCAAGGCAAAGCUGCUUAGGACCGGCCUCAACACUCUCCACCAAGCCAUCCACCCUGUACAUGGGAUAGCAUGGACAGACGGCAAACAGGUCUGCCUGACAGCUCUGUACUUCGUCAAUGGUGAGGUCAAAUUUGGGGACACCAAUGUCAUUGGGCAGUUUGAGCAUGUCUUUGGGCUCUUCUGGGGCCCGUUGUGCUGUUCUGACUCUCCUGCCUUGCUCGCUGUUCAACACAAGAAACAUGUCACUGUGUGGCAACUGCAGCUCAGUGCUCUUGAGCAUAACAAGCUACUGUGCACUCAAACCUGUGAGAUGAGCGAGCCUUUCCCCUUGCUCUCCCAAGGCUGCGUCUGGCAUCCUAAACUGGACAUGCUUGCUGUACUGACCAAGAGGGACACUUCUGUUCUGUUUUCUGUCAGAGUGGACAACAGGAGAAUCAAAGCAGACAUUAAAGGUAGUGGACUGAUCCACUGUGGCUGCUGGACUAAGGAUGGUACCCGUCUGGUAGUAGCUAUAGGCAGUGCUCUUCACUCCUUCAUCUGGAAUGACAUUCAGAAGAGCCUCGUGGCCUGCUCUUUCUGUCCUAUCUUUGAUAUAGGAGGCUAUAUCUGUGCCAUUGAGGCCACAGGGGAGGCGCAGGUGGCUGUGGCCACAGAGCUGCCACUGGAUAAAAUCUGUGGGUUAAAUGCUGGUAUGGCCUUUGACAUGCCAACAGAGGCAGAGACUCUUCAAGGCCAGGGUUCACAUGUGCUUAUGUCAGACGAUGACAGCGUCCUGGACUCAAGAAGAAGAUCAUUUGAAUCAGAGAGGUCCUAUAUCUCCAACUCAGGCCCCCUGGAUCUUACUCAUCUUCUGGCAAGGCACCGGCGUUCCGACCCCAGCCCUCUUCUUCACCUGCGUCGCAGAGACACUAUGACAGGCUCUGGACAGGACUCCUCACACCUCAUCCUGGUCACCUAUGAGCGGAAGGUCACCACCACUCGCAAAGUCAGUAUCCCUGGGAUUUUGGUUCCUGAUAUUGUGGCUUUUGAUCCCCGUGCUUCCACAGUUGCGGUGGCUUCCAACACAUGUAACAUGGUGCUUGUGUACUGCAUCACUGCCUCUGCAAUGCCGAACAUCCAGCAGAUCUCUCUGCAGACAAACGAUAGACCAAAGGGCGUUUGCUUUCUCAAUGAUAAGAUGCUUCUGCUGAUGGUGGGCAGACAGAAGUCCAAUGAUCCAGCUUUUCUUCCAUCCUCUAACACAGAUAAAUAUAUACUUCGUCUUGUUGCCAAGGAGUUGGUGUACGAUGGAGAACCUGUUGUCACACCACCCUCUACUGCCCACAAUCCUGAGUCCACGUCUAAUUUCUGUGCAGGGAUUAGGAGGCACUCUGAGCACCUAUCUAAGGAUGAGAGGGAGCGCCCAGGGAUAAAGGACUUGGUCUUACCUGGAGGGGGAGUAAUUCGCUCACCGGGGAACAGGCGGAGGCUGGUGGAGGAGGUGAGAAGUGGUGAGCCCAGCCCUGUCACCAGCUCUGUGGACUUCUCAGACAGAGCCCAUUCCAGUGCCUCUUCCAUCACGUUGGAGAAUUACGACAUGGACCACGUCAACCGUAUUUCCAGCCUGGCGGUGGCCGGACAUGCCAGUAGGGACUCCAGCAGGGCCAGUUCUCCUCGCAUGGAGCUGUUGGAGAAACUUCACACAGACCCGACCCUGCCUUUGGCUGAAAAGACAUCUGCCGUUGCGAGGGAGCGUGCGCUGGAGCAACUCGUCCACAACAUGGAGAGGCUUUUUACACGUUUUUCAGAUGUUCAGCAGUGCCUGACAGAAAUCAGAGAUUACACACAGAAUGGCAAGAAGGCAGUGAGCGCCUACCCUACUUCCAUGGAACCCCCUUAUGUCAACGUCACAUGCCAGAGGCAGUUAUCAGAGAACGUGUUCAUUGAUGAGCGGAGGCCGGUGCUGCUCUGUGAUGGGAAGCUGUGUCUACGCGCCCUGCAAGACCUCUUUAACUUAACCAUUGUGGAGAUGAUGUAUGGGCCUUUGUGGAUUGUACUUGUGGCAGACGCAGAUGGGUUUGUACCCCUAACGUUUAAAUCUAAAGAAGAACUCACAGUACGCAAUGGGAAGAGGAAAACAGCCCUGAAGACCCCUGGGAGUCCAGAACUGUCCUGCCCUCCUAGUCCAACCCCAUGCCAAAGCGCCAACACAACCACAGAGGCCUCCAUGUAGUCCCCCCCACACACACUCACACACACACACACUCCGAGAAUACACCUCAUUUUAUCCACCAGAGCAUAUUUGACUGGAUCGUAACAGGCAAGACAGAAAUAUGAAGCUGCACUGAACAGAGCUGCUAUACGUGUAUCGUCACGUGUAUUUUUCUAUGGUGUUAGAGGUUUGAAAAGGGCUGCCUAUUCAGAUGUGAAGUUUACAAGUUGCUGCUUUAAAAGGAAGUGUGAGCAAUGAGCCAUAUUUUUUUCUUGUGCAUGUUUUGCUACCUGUGGAGUAACCCCCUUUUGGAAACAAUUCUGCAUUUCUACCUAAGACUUUAUGCUAAAUAGUACCAUGCAAAAUGAUAAAGUUGAAUUAAAUCUUCUUACGCACUCCUCUUGUCAGUUUAUCCACUGUGACUGCACUUGUACUGUUACCAUGAUGAAUGUUAUUGACCACUAGAGGGGGCAAUACUCAACAGAAACAUCUGUCAUGGCUCAUAUGUUGCUAGGAACUCAUGGAAGACCAAAUA